This is a messenger RNA of Chenopodium quinoa (quinoa), 2092 nucleotides long. RefSeq lists its product as uncharacterized. The transcript has 5 exons. The coding region runs from base 53 to 1825 and encodes 590 amino acids. NCBI's taxonomy places the organism in Eukaryota, Viridiplantae, Streptophyta, Magnoliopsida, Caryophyllales, Amaranthaceae. The record is from RefSeq and is a predicted model, not a curated record. Gene Ontology annotation, molecular function: protein binding.
UGCUAAUAAAAAGGCGGUCCAAAUACUAAACUUUAAGCUCAAUUAUCUUUAAAUGGCGCAACCAGAUCAAACAGCUGUUGAAUUUGGGCAUAUUAAUCCACCUGUUCUACUUCAAAAUUCUGAUAAUGAGGGGACUCAUAUUACAAUAAAUCAUAUUGGACUACAUGAUUCCGAGGAUUAUCGUGUACAUUUAUAUAAAGCCGCUUUAUGUGGAGAUUGGGAAGUUGCAAAAGAAAUCCACAGCAUACACCCUAAUUGUUUCAUGGAGAAAAUAUCAAGAAAGGGUGAUACUGCCUUGCACAUAGCAGCAGCUGGAGGGCGUUGUGAUUUUGUGAAAGAAUUAUUAGCACACUCUCGUCCAACUGCUCAACAAUUAGAGGUGCGCAACAAUUUAGAUAAUACCGCGUUCUGUAUGGCUGCUGCAUCUGGUGUGCUUGAGAUUGUUCAGAAAAUGCAAGGUAUAAACCCAAAGUUGCCGAACAUCCCUGGGAGUCAUGACAUGAAACCCAUCUUAAUUGCUGCUUUACUAGGCCAUGGCGCGAUGGUUAGGCAUCUAAGCCCUUAUUGCUUUGAUGAUCUGUCUGAAGAUGAUCGUAUUGAUCUUCUUAUCAGUGCCAUCAAUACAGAUUUGUAUGAUGUGGCUUUGGAAAUCCUUGGCAACGAUGAAAAGUUAGCUAUUGUUCGAAAUGGAAAUGGGGAGACACCAUUACAUGUAUUAGCUCGAAAAUCUCGAAAAAAUGGACCAGGUCGACUUAACAGUUGGAGACAACGUUUCAACUUUGUUACGAAUUACUUAUGGGGGGAGCAACAAGAAGAUGAAGCUAAGCUUAAACUAGUGGAGCGUCUUUGGAAAGUAGUUAUAAAACAACCCGAGGAGACUAUAUCCGAGAUUCUAUCUCAUCCUCAACCUGAAUUUCUGUUCGCCGCAAUAGAAUUAGGCAACUAUGAGUUUGUUGCCACGCUAAUACGCCAUUAUCCUGAUCUAAUAUGGGAGACAGAUGAAGAAAAUCGAACCAUAUUUCAUGCUGCUGUCCAAUGCCGUCAAGAAAAAAUCUUCAGUCAUAUUCAUGAAAUUGAGGGAAUCAAUCAUUUGCUAGCAGCUUAUAUGAAUCACACCAAUGGUAAUAAUAUUCUUCAUCUAGCAGCCACUUUGCCUAGUUCUGAUAGACUCGAUGUUGUUUCGGGUGCUGCUCUUCAAAUGCAACGGGAGCUCUUAUGGUUUCAGGCAGUUGAAGAAAUUGUACAGCGCGAGUAUGCUGAUAUGAAAAACAAUCCACAAAAAUCAAAGAAACGAAAAGAAACACCACGAGCAUUGUUCACCCAAGAGCAUAGGUCGCUUAGGAGAGACGGUGAAAGAUGGAUGCGCGACACGGCCACUUCGUGUAUGGUUGUUGCAACACUAGUCGCAGCAGUAAUCUUCCAAGCAGUCUUCCAACCACCAAGUCAUGACAACAAAAAAUUAUUUUGGAUGUUUGUCAUUUCGAAUGCGUUGUCUUUGGUGGCUGCAACGGCUUCAAUCUUGUCAUUCCUCGCAAUCCUGACUUCAAGGUAUGCGGAGGAAGAUUUUCUUGUGUCGUUGCCUCUAAAAUUAAUUAUUGGCCUCGCGUUACUUUUCUUCUCAAUAAUGACAAUGUUAUUAGCCUUCACCGACACCAUUGCCAUCAUAUUCCCACCUCGACCGCUAGCGAUUACUAUAGCUGUACUCGCGUGUAUGACCGGCAGCUUGUAUAUUAUGCAGCAUCUCCCGCUUUUGGUUGAUGCAUACCAUUCCACAUUUCGUUCUCGUUAUCUAUUUCGACCUCGACAACAGUUAUUUCGAGAUUAAUCGAGAAGCUUGGUGUAAUUGGUUUGUAAAUUACAAGUAUUAUUAUCAUUGACCUUUUGCUUGUGUUGUGUGUAUUCUCGAUCUAGUGGUGGUCUGGCUGAACAUUUGUUACAUGAGUAGUAUUGUUAUUUAUUAUACAAUACAUACGGAGUAUUCCAUAGCUUGGUGUUAAGACACUAAUUUUAGGUGCUUAGCCUACUUACUAUUUUGAAGUUCAUGUAUGUUUAUAUGUACAGGAGGUACGCUACACGGCUAUAAAGCACAAUA